Molecule: messenger RNA, 3229 nt
Organism: Theobroma umbraticum
Lineage: Eukaryota; Viridiplantae; Streptophyta; Magnoliopsida; Malvales; Malvaceae
Gene: NBR1
Product: ubiquitin-associated (UBA)/TS-N domain-containing protein / octicosapeptide/Phox/Bemp1 (PB1) domain-containing protein
Molecular function (GO): protein binding; zinc ion binding
Source: RefSeq, a predicted model, not a curated record
CGAUAACGAUUGGGUUCCUUAAUCACGAUGGCAACCCAACCAAAGUUUUCUUCGGGAGAAAGAAAGUCAACGGGAAAUUUCUUAUUGGCUAAGCCACUCGUGAUGCUAUAAAUAAGCCGAGAGAGCUUUUGUUUGGAUUGAAAGGGCUUUCGCCGGAAGGAAUCGCGGAGAGAAACUUGAGAGAGGGGAAGAAAAAGGGGAAACCUUCAAAACCUCAAAAGAUCGUUUCGUGGAGAGUUUUCUCCGAAUUAAUCGUUUGGUAGACUUUGAAUUGUUAAACUUAUUGUGGGUUAGGGUUUUUGUUUUUGUAAUUUUUUCUCGUUUAGGGAUUAAAAAUUUUAUAAUCCAUUUUGGUUUGCCGAAAUUGAUCUCCUUAUUCGACGUCGACGGAAUGGAAUCCAAUCUCGUUAUCAAGGUUAAGUAUGGACAUACUCUAAGGCGUUUUAAUGCUGGAAUUGAUGAUGCUGAACAGCUGGAUCUUAAUAUGGCUGGACUGAGGGCCAAAAUUAUUGGGCUUUUCAAUUUUCCUGCUGAUGCUGAACUUACUCUUACUUAUAUUGAUGAAGAUGGGGAUGUUGUUACUCUUGUUGAUGAUAAUGAUCUGCGUGAUGUGAUGAGGCAACGUCUCAAGUUCUUGAGGAUUGAUGUGAGGCUGAAUAACGAUAAGUUUGGUAAACUUUAUGCUGGAUCAAGCGGAAGUUCUACUCCCUUAAGAUCCCCAUCUGUUCAGCCUCCGUUGGCAAGCUUUAAUACUGGUGCUGCUGAUGUAUUGAAAUCUGUGCCUGAGCCUCUACGUGAUGCUUUAAGUGAAGUUUUCUCAAAGCUGUCCUUUGAUGUUCCUUUGAAAGUUGCAUCUGCUAGUCCAGUGCUAGGUGAUCUUGUGGAGUGCUUGUCUAAGAUGGGACAAUCCUAUCUGAGCCCUGUUUCCCAGUCUGGAGCUGGUGCUAAUACAAACAUACCUGUUGGAACUUCUGAGAGCCCUAGUGCCCCAUCUGCCCCAACCGAUCCCAAUCCUUCAAGGGAUGCUGGCUUACAAGCAGUUUUGCCAAAAUGUACAGCUGAUGACUCAAGUUGCAGGGCUAGCAAGGAAGCCAACAAUGGAAAUGCAACGGGAGGUGUAAAUGUGCCUGCUGCUGUUGAUUUGAAUGUUGAUCCUCCUGCUGAUGUCAACCUGACUGGAUGUGCUACCAUGACCUCUGGAUCAUCUGCAUCAAACAAGAAAAACACAAAGGAGAGCAAUAGUCAUAACAAGGGGAAGAGUGUUAGCUUGGAUACAUCAACUCCCCUUGUUGAUACUACAAGGAAAUAUUAUCCGAUCAAUGGGAUGGGUCCUUCAAAUGAAUGUCCCUUCAGUGGAGUGCCGGUAGCAAACGACCCUGUUGUGCCUCCUUUUCUAUACCAUCCCUUUAGUCCAAGUAAAAGGAGUUCCACUCAUGAAAAUCCCAUGUUUGGUACAUUCCACAAGGGAAUUCAAUGUGAUGGUUGUGGAGUUCUUCCCAUUACUGGACCUCGGUUCAAGUCCAAAGUAACAGAUGAUUAUGAUCUCUGCAGCAUCUGCUUUUCCAAAAUGGGAAAUGAAGCUGAUUACAUCAGAAUGGACAGACCUUUGCAUUACCGGCAUCCAUGGUGUUUCAGGGCAUCAAAUGAUCAUAUUCCAAGAGCUGGUGGGCCAGCACUACCGCAUGUCUUGAGGAAUCGUGUAAUGAAGUCAGCUCGGCCUAAGCUAGACAGUCGCUUCAUCUUGGAUGUCAGUGUACUGGAUGGGACUGUAAUGGCUCCAUCUACGCCAUUUACAAAGAUCUGGAGGAUGCGCAAUAAUGGCACUUUGCCCUGGUGUGGCAGAAUGCAACUUGUCUGGAUUGGGGGAGACAAGUUCAGUGAUGCAACCUCAGUUGAGAUAGAGAUUCCUGCUGAUGGUGUACCUGUUGAUGGGGAACUUGAUAUUGCCAUUGAUUUUACUGCACCACAGUUGCCUGGUCGAUAUGUUUCUUACUGGAGAAUGGCAUCUCAAACUGGCAUGAAGUUUGGGCAACGUGUUUGGGUUCUCAUCCAUGUUGAUACGUCCAUUAAGGAAUCUAUUAGUGAUAACUUCCAGGGCUUGAACUUAAAUUUGCCCCCUGAAAGCAGUGGCCCAAGAGACCCUGAGAUUGUAGAUAUGAAUGUUGAUCUUGUUACAGAGCUUUGCAACUCUAAUGCGGGCAAUGCGCCUCUGAAGCCCAUGGUUAAUGACCAGCCAGCAAAGGAGCAUACAGUAUACAAUAGUUUGCUGCUUGGCAGUGAUGUCCCAAUACCUGUUCCUACAUCUUCAUCUGUGACUUAUCCCAUCAUUGACCAAGGUGUCUUUGUCCCUGUUCACCAGCCUCCUACAUUAUCUUCACCUGCAGCAUAUCCUAACAUUGACCAACGUGUCUCAUCUCCUGCUUUUCCACACAUUCCAUCUCCGUCUGUGUCUUAUCCCAUGAUUGAUCUCUCAGAAGCAGCUCCUACUGGACCCUUUCAAGCACCACCCCCUGCAAUAUGUGUACAAGCACCAUCUCCUGCUGGACAGUCUCAAGCACCAGCCCCUGCAAUAUGUGUACAAGCGCCAUCUCCUGCUGGACCCUCUCAGGCACCAGCCCCUGCAAUAUGUGUGCAAGCACCAUCCCCUGCAAUAAGUGUACAAGCACCAUCUCAGGAGGACAUUGAAAAUGAAUCUGUUGAGCAGACUCUACUUAAGGAACUUGAAGAGAUGGGAUUCAAGCAGGUUGAUUUGAACAAGGAGAUCCUGAGGAUGAAUGAAUAUGAUCUGGAGAAGUCUGUUGACGAUCUUUGUGGGGUAGCUGAGUGGGAUCCAAUUCUUGAGGAGCUGCAGGAAAUGGGUUUCUGUGAUGCUGAAAUGAACAAGAAGCUGCUGAAGAAGAACAAUGGGAGCAUCAAGGGAGUUGUCAUGGAUCUCCUCACUGGUGAAAGGGCUUAAAUGAAGGAUAAUGGUGCUUUCUUAGGGAUAUGCUAUACAUAAAUAAAAUCAAGAGUGCUCCCAAACCUUCUCAAGUAGCUGCUUUUAGUUUUCCAGGGGUGUUUAAGUUCUAUAGUAUAUAGGCCCAGAGGGGCUGUUAACAUUUUGCUAUUAUUGUAUGAAACUUAUAAUUAUCUUUAUUCUAUAAAUAUUUUACACCCCUCUUUCUUGAAAAAAUAAAAAAAAAUGGUUCUUUCCUAGCAAUCUUUAGAAUUUACAAUAAUAUUAAAAUCA